Messenger RNA from Sitodiplosis mosellana (orange wheat blossom midge), 925 nucleotides. Its product is annotated as pickpocket protein 28-like. Gene Ontology annotation, molecular function: ligand-gated sodium channel activity. Bases 6 to 785 code for a protein of 259 amino acids. The record is from RefSeq and is a predicted model, not a curated record. NCBI's taxonomy places the organism in Eukaryota, Metazoa, Arthropoda, Insecta, Diptera, Cecidomyiidae. Gene Ontology annotation, cellular component: membrane. The transcript has a single exon. Gene Ontology annotation, biological process: sodium ion transmembrane transport.
UAAGAAUGUUUGUGCCAAUAACUGAGCACGACUAUUUAUGUAGUGAUAUGCUGGAAGGUUUUAAAAUCUGGAUUCAUUCUGCAGAAGAAGUGCCUCGAUUAAAGAAAAAUUUCUAUCACGCGGCUUAUGACAGCGAUGUUCGCAUCUCGGUGAAGGCCAAUUUAAUGAUGACAUCACCGAGUUUAAUUAAAAACUACAGCCAAGAGCAGCGGAAAUGCAUCGCCGAAAAUGAACACAAUCUAGUCUUUUUCAAGCGAUACACGCAGCGUAACUGCUUUGUCGAUACAUUGGCAUUGCAAACAAACAAAAUUUGUGGUUGUGUUCUCUUCUGGAUGCCUCGUCUAAACAGCACCAAAGUCUGCAGCUAUUAUACAGAGUACAAAUGUGUCGAAGUCGUAGAAAACUCACUUCACAAUGCAAACUUAACAACUAAAUGUUUGCCAGACUGUCAGUCAAUCACGUACGAUGCGGAGAUAUCGAUGUCGAGAAUUGAAUUGAAACCACUCAAAAAUUUUGUGCCGACUGGAUUUAGAAUCAUAAAAAUUACGGUUUUAUUCAAGGAUCAACAGUAUUUUGCAUCGCUUCGGUCGGAAUUGUAUGGUACGAUGGAUUUUAUGGGCACAGUUGGCGGUAUCCUAAGCUUAUUCAUGGGUAUUUCUCUUUUGAGUGUCGUCGAAAUCAUUUAUUUUGCCACCAUUCGCCUGACGUGCAAUCUUCAAAAACGAAAUUUGGCUAAAAAACGAAUGCUAGCUCAACAAAAUAUACUGAAUCGUCAAAAUGAUUAAAAAUCUGCCUGGAUAUUUGAAUGUUGUGAAAAAUUUAUCUUUGUCAUUAGUUAGUAAAUCAUCUCUGCUGGCUACAAACGUGUAAAUGACACGAGUAUGAAAAAAGAUGUGCUUCCCAUCGAAACCGGGCCAGAAUUCAU